AUGGCUUCCUCUGUCGCCCUCAUUUUUGGUGCUGGAUCCAACGUCGGAGCCAGCGUGGCUAAAGCAUUUCUUGGAGAAGGAUACAAAGUUGCUCUCGCCUCGCGAUCUCAAAACCCUGAGACUUCAACUGGAACUGAGCUGCACAUUCCCACAGAUUGCAGCGACACUAGCUCUGUGCUGAAUGCUUUCGCGAAAACCAAGAGUGAAUUUGGGUUUCCCAAUGUUGUUAUUUACAACACUUACGCUGGUCAAUGGAACAGCGCGGAUAACAUUUUCGAGGUCCCUUUGGAUCAUUUCCAGAGCAGCACCAUAGUUAACAUUGUCAGCGUCUACGCAGCAGCCCAAGAAGCCGUGAAAGGUUGGGCCGACCUUCCUGCUUCAAGCAAACCCACCUUCAUCUUAACCGGCAAUUGCGCAAACGUCGCUCCUCUCUCAGUGAUCAUGACGUUGAGUGUCGGCAAGGCGGGGGCUGCGAACCUAAUUGAGAUGGCAUCUAAGAGCUACAAGAAUAAAGGCUACAGAUUUUACUACACUGAUGAAAGGCUUGAGGAUGGGACGCCUAUGUGGAAUGGUGCAACGGCAGCAGGACACGCUCAGCUCUAUGUCGAUCUAGCUAAGGAUGAGCCACAAGAGUGGUAUCAGACAUUUGUCUCGGGUCUUGGAUACAGAAAGCUGCCUGUACCUAAGAUUAACUAA
Fusarium venenatum is the source of this 696-nucleotide messenger RNA. RefSeq lists its product as uncharacterized. Lineage: Eukaryota; Fungi; Ascomycota; Sordariomycetes; Hypocreales; Nectriaceae. The record is from RefSeq and is a predicted model, not a curated record.